AUGUCGCAUUCCGACGCAUCCCAUCGUCCAGUCGAAAAGGUAUUCUUUCGAACGUUGGACGGCUUGCGACUAUGCGGCAACCUCUAUCCUGCAGCAAAGCGCGGCCCCGCAGUCAUCAUCAAUCCGGGUAUGGGAUGCGUGAAGGAGAUGUUCGUCCCAGAGGUCGCCGAGUAUCUGCAAAGGGCUGGCAUCACAGCCUUUGCGUACGACCCACGCAAUCUUGGGGAGAGUGAAGGCUCUCCUCGGAACGACAUCGAUCCACUCAAGCAAAUUUCCGACUACUCGGACGCUCUGACCUUCCUCAAGAGCAAUCCCAUCGUCGACUCCGGUCAGAUCGUCUUCUGGGGCCAGUCCUUUGCCGGAACUGCAGCGCUCUGCGCUGCAGCUCUCGACCAUCGAGCAAAAGCAGUCGUUGCUGUGUGCCCGAACUUGAAGUUCGAUCGCGAUUGGAACAAAUACAAGAUCGCCCUCGCCAAGUCCAUGCAGGACCGAGAAUCUCAACUGGCAGGCAACGAUCCAUAUUACCUGCCGGUACUGGACAUCAAUCACGAACGCCCUGGAGGCAUGUCGAACGGUAUCAAAUCGUCGGAAGCAGAUUACAUGCGCAGACUGAAGGAGCUGGGUGCUGUCAACUACGAGAAUCGUGUGACAAUCCAGUCUUACUACAAGAUCAUUACCUGGUCUCCGCUUUCGAUGAUUGCGCGUCUGGAAAGCACUCCUUCGCUCAUUAUCGUUCCUGAACUUGAUACCCUAUCUCCAGCGGAAGAGCAGAUUGCAAUGGUGGAAAGCUUGCGAGGUCCCAAGAAAAUGUACAUAGCACCCGGGAGGAAUCACAUGGACAUCUUGAGCGGCGAUGGCUUCGAUGCGCUGUGCCAGGUGCAACGUGAUUUCGUCCUGGAAUCGACUUGCGAGCGUGAAUCGUCAUAG
Fulvia fulva is the source of this 927-nucleotide messenger RNA. Its product is annotated as Thiohydrolase. Bases 1 to 927 code for a protein of 308 amino acids. The transcript has 2 exons. Lineage: Eukaryota; Fungi; Ascomycota; Dothideomycetes; Mycosphaerellales; Mycosphaerellaceae. The record is from RefSeq and is a predicted model, not a curated record.